UACAUUAUAUAUAUAUUAAGUCACAACUCUCUUCUCCAGUGUAAACGGCAAGAGAGAAGUGAGGGAAGAUCAACCAUCAAACAUCAUCAUCAAAUCAACACACCCAAUAUAUACAUCUGUAUUCUUUCUGCUACUAAUUCAUUUUCUGCUCCCAAAGUUUCACACAACAUUCCCUUUUUCUUCUCUUUUUUUCUUUUUUAGUCCCUAUAUUUUACUAAUAGUUUCAAAGAAACCCCUCAUAAUUAAUUUCUUCUUCCCAAGAUCUUUCCUUUUCCUUACUCCUUUUUUUUCCCGAUCAUAUCUGCUGAUAAAAGAUAUGAUGUAGGAUUUUUUAACAGUUGUGUUGCAGCAGCAAGCAAGCAUCAUUUGUCAGAACCAAAAAAUAAUUAAAUAAAUAAAUUAAUUAAUUAACCGAAUAUAUAUUUUUAAUUAAUUAAUUAACCGAAUAUAUAUAUAUGGCAAGCAAGAAUUGCAGUGCAAUAUAUUUGACGUCAUCUUCUUCUUCGAGCUCUACCCUAGGUUCAUCAAUGGCGGACAUGAUGGUGUAUUCAGAUCAUUUGAGAAGUAGUAGUACUACAACUCGGCCCGUAAUAAACAGCCCGGCCCGUUUCGGGUCUUCUUCUUCUUACAAGCCCGAAUGGGGUUUUCCUUACUCCGACGAAACGAACAACAGUGAUGGAAAAUGCUCCGAUCAUUCCAGCAGCGGCGUGUUCGGUGAAAACAACGACACCAUGUUUGAUCUCAACGCAGCCUUGAACGAGGAGGAAGAAGAUGAAGAAGAGGAGUGUGGUAUGCACGCGUUUAAGGAUGGAAGUAACGCGAGUGGGCAGUCGAAGCUCUGCGCCAGAGGCCAUUGGAGACCUGCUGAAGACUCGAAGCUGAAAGAACUCGUCGCCCAUUACGGCCCUCAGAACUGGAAUCUUAUUGCAGAAAAGCUGGAAGGAAGAUCAGGUAAGAGCUGUAGGUUGAGGUGGUUUAACCAGCUGGAUCCGAGGAUAAACAGGAGAGCGUUCAGCGAGGAAGAAGAAGAGAGGUUAAUGGCGGCGCACAGGCUGUACGGAAACAAGUGGGCGAUGAUUGCGAGGCUGUUUCCGGGGAGAACAGACAAUGCGGUGAAGAACCAUUGGCAUGUAAUAAUGGCGAGAAAGUACAGAGAGCAAUCCAGUGCUUAUAGGAGGAGGAAGAUGGGUCAGUUUGUUUUUAAGCGUAUGGAAGACGACGAUCUUCCCGUUAGUAAAACUCAUGAACCGCCACUGCAGACUUUCGGCGGCGGCGGCGGUGGCGUUUUGUGUGGGUUGAGUGGUGGUGGAGCGAGUGGUUAUAACGGUGGUAAUGGGUUUUGGGCACCGCAAACAUCUCUUGGUUUCUUUCCAGGGUUCCCAAGUAGUAGCAGUGAUAUGAUGAGUAUAUUCAACCACAGCAAGCAAUGGGAAGAACCCAAUUUUCAUAACCCCACUAAUUCUUACGACCGUCACAAUUUCCCGUCACAGCCGCCGUCACUCUAUCACUACCCAUCCUCAGCAUUCCCCUCAGCGGCGGCGGCGCAAGAAGUUCCGGCGGCCAUGGAACAACCAACAACUGCAGCAGAUCAAGAAAGAAUUUCACCGCCGCCGCCGCCGCCGUUUAUAGACUUCCUCGGUGUUGGAGCUCUGUGAAAAAGAAUAAAAUUAAAUAAUCAAUCCUUUUCUUCCUUUCGUUUAAUUUAAUUAUCAAUUAUUAAUUAAUAACAACAUAUAUAUAUAUAAUUGUUGUCACCCAUGUUUUUAAUUAACUUCGAAACUUCACUAUCCUCAGAUGCAAACUGUUCCAAAAUGUGUAACCAUUUCUCAAGUCUUGUCACUCUCUCUCUCUCUCUCUCUCUCUUCUUUCUCUCUCUAAGUGGUUAAUUUGGACCACAACUCCCUGUAAUAAUUGUUGAGUAUGUAACCAAAAAUGGAAUUUAAAAUUUAAAAAAAUAAAAACAUGAAGAAUGGAAAAGACAAAGGAAUAGUGAGUGUGGCAAAAAUGGACAUUAUUUAAAGAUUGGCACAAAUUCUGGUCCAAAAAACAAACCCCUCUCUCUCUCU
Molecule: messenger RNA, 2066 nt
Organism: Erythranthe guttata (spotted monkey flower)
Lineage: Eukaryota; Viridiplantae; Streptophyta; Magnoliopsida; Lamiales; Phrymaceae
Biological process (GO): regulation of DNA-templated transcription
Cellular component (GO): nucleus
Molecular function (GO): DNA-binding transcription factor activity, RNA polymerase II-specific; RNA polymerase II cis-regulatory region sequence-specific DNA binding
Source: RefSeq, a predicted model, not a curated record